AAGGAUUUUUUUUGUUGUGACAGCGGAGUACCAACCCGGCGCGGAGACGGUUUUGCUCAUCUUGGAUCAGCCAUGGCCUUCAGCAAAGGGUACCGCAUUUACCACAAGCUGGACCCACCACCGUACAGUGUAAUAGUGGAAACAAGGACCAGGGAGGAAUGCCUCAUGUUUGAAUCUGGUGCUGUUGCUGUUCUGUCGGCAGCGGAAAAGGAGGCCAUUAAAAAUACCUACAGUAAAAUUUUUGAUGCCUAUGGGAUCCUUGGAGUUCUACGCCUAAACCUGGGUGACUCGAUGCUCCACAGUCUCGUGGUCGUAACAGGAUGCAGCUCUGUGGGCAAGGUGCAGGAUUCAGAGGUGUUCAGGGUCACACAGACGGACUUCAUAUCGCUGAAGAAUGAUGCAGGAGACGAGGACCGGAUUGCUGAGGUGCGCAAGGUCCUAAACUCAGGACACUUCUACUUUGCCUGGUCUGCCACUGGAGUCAGCAUGGACCUGAGUCUGAACGCACAUCGCAGGAUCUUAGAAGACACUACAGACAAUCGCUUCUUUUGGAAUCAGUCUCUGCACUUGCACCUUAAACAUUAUGGAGUAAACUGCGACGACUGGCUGCUGAGGCUGAUGUGUGGCGGCGUGGAGAUCCGGACUAUCUACGCUGGCCACAAACAGGCCAAGGCCUGUAUCUUCUCUCGCCUCAGCUCGGAGCGAGCCGGCACGCGGUUCAACGUUCGAGGAACAAAUGAUGAUGGGCAGGUGGCCAACUUUGUGGAGACUGAACAGGUUAUUUUCCUGGAAGACAAAGUCUCAUCCUUCAUCCAGAUUCGGGGCUCCAUUCCACUUUUCUGGGAACAGCCAGGAAUCCAGGUGGGUUCUCAUCGUGUUAAGCUCUCAAGGGGAUUUGAGGCAAAUGCGCCAGCUUUUGAGAGACACUUUUCAGCCUUGAGGCAGUUGUAUGGAAAGCAGGUAAUUAUCAACCUGCUUGGUAGUAAGGAAGGGGAACAUAUGCUCAGCAAAGCUUUUCAGAGUCACCUGAAGGCGUCCGAGCAUGCAAACGCAGUGAAGAUGAUAAACUUUGACUACCAUCAAAAUGUACGGGGUGGUAAAGCUGAUAAACUCCACAGUGUCCUGAAACCCCAGCUGAACAAAUUUGUCGACGAGUGCGGAUUUUUCUACUACUCUGGUGAAACAGGCAUUGUGAGGACUCAGGGGGGGACCAUGAGGACAAACUGCCUGGACUGUUUGGACAGAACUAACAGCGUUCAAGCCUUUUUUGCCCUUGAGAUGCUGCCUAACCAGUUAGAACAGAUGGGUCUGACAGAGAAGCCGCAGCUGGUGGCCAGGUUUCAGGAGGUCUUUAGGACCAUGUGGUCUCUGAAUGGUGACUCCAUCAGCAAGAUCUAUGCAGGCACUGGUGCCCUGGAUGGCAAAGCUAAGCUCAAAGAUGGAGCACGUUCAGUGACGCGGACCAUCCAGAACAACUUCUUUGACACGUCCAAGCAGGAGGCUAUAGACAUCUUGAGGCUGGGCUCCACACUCAACAGUGAUCUGGCAGAUAAAGCUCGGGCCUUGCUCACCACUUCCAGUCUUUAUGUCACUGAGCCUGUCUUACAAUCAGCCUCUCCAAGAGUAUUGCUGGGAAUGUGUCAGAGCUACCACAAAUACACAAGGCCCAAGAAAAUCAGAGUGUGUGUUGGCACCUGGAAUGUCAACGGGGGUAAACAGUUUCGCAGCAUUGCUUUUCGAAACCAAACGCUUAACGACUGGCUGCUGGAUGCUCCAAAAAAGGCAGGCCAUCCCGAGUUCCAGGACAGCAAAGCCAACCCCAUUGAUAUCUUUGCCAUUGGUUUUGAAGAAAUGGUUGAACUGAAUGCUGGGAACAUUGUCAGCGCCAGCACUACAAACCAGAAACUCUGGGCAGCUGAACUCCAAAAAAACAUUUCAAGGGACCACAAGUACGUUCUGCUCGCUUCCGAGCAGCUUGUCGGAGUGUGUCUGUUUGUGUUUAUUCGCCCACAACAUGCACCCUUCAUCAGGGAUGUAGCCGUUGACACGGUGAAAACUGGAAUGGGUGGAGCUACGGGUAAUAAGGGAGGAGUAGCCAUACGUUUGCUGUUCCACACCACCAGUAUCUGCUUCCUCUGCUCCCACUUUGCAGCUGGCCAAUCACAGGUCAAGGAGAGGAACGAUGACUACAACGAGAUCACUCGCAGACUAAGCUUCCCCAUGGGUCGUCUGCUGUCCGCACAUGAUUACGUGUUCUGGUGCGGAGACUUCAACUAUCGAAUCAACUUGCCCAACGAGGAGGUGAAAGAUCUCAUCAAGCAGCAGAACUGGGAUGCUUUGACUGCUGGGGAUCAGUUGCUAGAACAAAAGAAUGCUGGAAUGGUCUUUCGAGGUUUCAUUGAGGGACAGGUAGAUUUCCCCCCUACGUAUAAGUAUGACCUCUUCUCAGAAGACUAUGACACCAGUGAGAAGUGCCGCACACCAGCCUGGACUGACCGCAUACUUUGGAAAAGGAGAAAGUGGAACUUUAACAAGACAGCAGAGGACGUGAAUGUUGUAGGCAUAGCCUCUACAUCAGGGGAGACUGAGGAUGAUCCAGAGCCCUGGAGCCCUGGUACUUUGAAGUACUACGGCAGGGCUGAGCUCAAGACUUCCGACCACAGGCCUGUGGUGGCAGUAAUAGAUGUGGACAUCCUAGAGGUGGACCCAGAGGCACGGCACCAGGUCUACAAAGAUGUCAUUGCCAGACAGGGGCCACCAGAUGGCACCAUCUUGGUGUCCCUCUGCACCUCUGGGCCUGAUGACUACUUCAGUGAUGAACUCAUAGAUGAGCUGCUUGAUAAGUUCACCACUUUUGGAGAGGUCAUCCUCAUCAGGUUUGUUGAAGAAAAAAUGUGGGUGACCUUUCUGGAAGGUUACUCUGCUCUGGCUGCACUCUCUCUGAGUGGCUCCACAAUCCUUGACAAGCUGAUUGACAUCCGCUUAAAGAGUCCAGGCUGGAUCAAGAGUCUGGAGGAGGAAAUGAGUGUGGAAAGGAUCUGUGGAAGCAUUCCCAUGUCAGCCAGCUCCACUCUGCUUGCUGAGGACGUGGAUAUGGGUGAUGACGAUUACGAUAUGGAAGGUGAUGUGGAUGAUGAGGUAGAAGACAUCCUCCCUCAGCACCUGCAGCCUGGAGCAGGCUCUGCUCCUGGAUCCUCUCCCCUUCCUUCUCCCCGUAGUAGCCCCUGUCCGUCCCCUACCCAUGGGGAACCUGCUGCUCCCAGCAGACCCAGUCGUGCAUCACAACCCUCUCGCCCAUCACAAGGGCCUCCUGUUGACUUCCAGCCAGGAGCCCCCACAGCUCAAAGCAUGGAGCCCAAACGACCACCUCCCCCUCGCCCCAACGCCCCACCACCCAGACCAGCCCCACCUCAACGCCCACCACCACCUUCAGGACCAAAAAGUCCCGCUCUUCCUCGGCCAGAUGCUCCUGCAGGUCGAGGUCAGACAGCAGCUGGAGCUCCUGGUCCUUCCAGACCAAAUAUUCCUGCUCGAGCUGGAGUGAUCAGUGUUUCCCCUCAGUCUCGCCAACCUCCUCCAGCUCAUCCUGGAGCACCAAGGCCCAUCCCCGAGGUGCAUCCUGGGGCCCCUCGGCCUAUCCCAGACACCCACCCUGGAGCCCCACGGCCUGUGCCCACUGCUCAGGCCAAACCACCUGACCUGCCUAUGGGUCCUCCCCCCUCAGGACCCCCUCCUACAGUGAAACCCCAGGUUCAGUCGCCCAUGAAGCCUCAGCCGGGUCCCCUUUCCACACAGUCUCAACUCCCUCCACCAAUGCAGCCCACACUUCCAGCUCCUCUGCAGCCGCAGCAAGCCGCUGCUCCUACAGCAGCAACUCCACCUGCUGGAUCCCCUUCCACCACCACCACCCCUGCUGGGCCUCAGCCCAGUCUGGCCUCUCCUAAACCUCCACCUCGUUCCCGCUCCUCUCAUGCUCUGCCGCCUGAAGCUGCCAAGUCUGAAACAGCCCCAGCUGCACAGACGAACGGACUGAAUGGAUUCCUUAAAGAAGCACAACUGAAGCCUGACCCCUUUGACACGCUUACACCUGACUUUCUCUCCUCCUCCUCCUCCCAACGUACCAUCCAGUCACUGAACAGAGGCUCCUUCCUGCGUUCUCCACCCUCCGUUCCUCCAUCUUCCUUUUCCUCCGCCACUCUCCCCUCUUCCUCCUCCCACCAGUUAUCCGCUGUAUCCGACCUCCAGUUCCUGGAUCCACCUUCUUUUCCCUCGUUUUCCACCCCGUCCGUGCUGCUCCCGCCUCCUCCAGCCCCCUCUCGCAGUCGUUCUCAGGAGACGCUGCACGCCUCCCCCAACCCCUUCAUCUCCGACCCGCUCCCCGCCCGACCCAACAGCACCAACCCGUUCACAGGCCCCCUGGCACAGCGGCAGCAUGAACAGAGGCGCCCGCUCACCCCAGACUUCAGCCUCCAACGUGAGAGCCUGCCUGCUCUAACUCAGCCACUCAUUCCCACCCCCGCACCAGCUGCUCCCCCCUCUCAGCUUGAUCCGUCCACGUCUCUGUUCAGACCCACAGCAAGUCAGAAUUAUUUGCUUCCUCUUGCUUCUGAGCCAUCCCCUGCCCCCACUUUGCCCCUGGCUCCCCUUUCUUCACUUCCUCCUGCACUUGCACCACGUAGCCAUCCACCUCCCUCGGGAGGCAACCGAACGAGACCGUGGGUCACAUUUGAUGACGAUUUGAAUUUCAAACCCCAAAUCAAAACGCAAGAAAAACCCAAUUUCCUUUCCACUCCCCUCGUGUCCCAAACUCAGACUCAGCCGUCCCGCUCUGUAUUUGACUCGGAGCCAGACUGGUUAUCUUCUGCGCCUGAGGUAUUCCUGCUCCCUACCGUUCCCACUAGAACUGCAACCAGUACCCCAAAGCUCCCGGAGAGACCCGGUAAUAAUGGCUUCUUCCCCCGGGAGUCGACGGAAAGAUAAUAACCUUCAUCUUUACGGGGUAUAUUCAUAUAUGUAUAGAUCUAUGAUAAAUGUGUAUACGUUUGUGUGUAUGUACAAAGGAUUAUCUAAAAAGUAUAUCCAAAUCCAGAGUGUUUUAAACAGAGAGGUUUUCCUUCUUCCCUGAUAACAGCAUUUAUUUCUAUUUUAAUGUUUAUUUACAGCCGCAAA
This is a messenger RNA of Nematolebias whitei (Rio pearlfish), 5169 nucleotides long. It is a transcript of the gene synj1, whose product is annotated as synaptojanin 1. Gene Ontology annotation, molecular function: phosphatidylinositol-4,5-bisphosphate 5-phosphatase activity; nucleic acid binding. The transcript is spliced from 30 exons. NCBI's taxonomy places the organism in Eukaryota, Metazoa, Chordata, Actinopteri, Cyprinodontiformes, Rivulidae. The record is from RefSeq and is a predicted model, not a curated record. The coding region runs from base 73 to 4980 and encodes 1635 amino acids. Gene Ontology annotation, biological process: synaptic vesicle endocytosis; phosphatidylinositol dephosphorylation.